UAUGAAUAACAAAUGCAAGCGUCUUUUGGACACAAAAAGACGUUCAGAAAGGUCGUACGUAGGUAGAUACGCACCAUCGCUUUUGACGAUCAGUGGCGGAACAUGGCAACCUUGCGCCUGGGCUCUUGGUUCUUGGUGUCACCGCCACGGCAACACCGACCGAACGGCCCCCUCACCUGGAAUUAGCUGGCUCUUGCUGGCUAUUGGCACAGUGGACUGCAAGAAGUAAGACGCAGGCUGGAAAGAAGUUCUUGUGUUGGCUGUAUACUGCAGUUCGUGCAGCUUUGGAUACUCAGCCACAGCAUUCAACAUCAAGACGUCAAGACAUCGCAAGCCACCGGGAAUAGGAUACCCCUGACCUCCUUCCGUCAUCAGACGCCAGUAGAGGCUGCAAUAGACAGUUUCGUUACAUGCAAGAUGGCGGAGCAUGAGACGGUCUCGCCAGAAAAUGAAUUGGAAGACGAUCAUACCGCUACUUGCUCGCAGCAGUCGUUUUUUGACGAAGAUGACUUUCAGACAUGCCAAGUUGUGAAAGAUCUUGCUCAGAAAGAAACACAAGCCGUGAACUUGCUUCGUGUGUUGACCCUUGGCCUCUUGGUGGGCACUGGGGUGCUGGUUUCGACAUGCACAUUUUUACACAUUCGACGGCAAGAGAGACAGAACUUUGAGCUCCACUUUGGAUACAGCGCGGCUCAAGUCAUUGAGGGGUUUCAUACGUUUGUUGAGCAUACAAUGAGCGGGACGGCGGGGCUUUCCAACCAGAUUACAAGCUUUGCAUUGGAUACGGGAGCACAGUUUCCAUGUGUGACUCUCCCAAAUUUCGAAAUGAUUGCGUCUGACAUCAAGGCGCAAUCAGGAUCCCACAUGGUGCACUACGCACCUAUUGUCACGGACGAAACUCGGCCAAAAUGGGAAGAAUUUGCCUUGGAAAAUCGAGGCCAAACUCUGGAGGCUCUCGCCAAGGACAAUGAGUACCGAAGUCAGCAGGACGCAGAGUUUGGCUCGGUUGUUCCUGUGAUGAACAGCAGUAGACGAGCACAAGCAGCAAAACUGCCACCAAAACCUGACCAACCCUUGGUGACCGUCUUGUCAGAUGGAUAUCAUCCCCACAUACCUGCGGGAGGAGCUAGCAAAAUCCGAAGAGACCAACCGGAGGGUGCCGGUCCGUUUGCACCGUUGUGGCAGGCCAGCCCUCUUCAUAGUGGGUCCAUGCAUGUGCUGAACAAUGAUCUGGGCACGGCUGGUCUGGUUGUUCCCGGGAUCCUGGACAUUGUCGCCACUCAAAAGAAAGCUGUGAUCAAUUUUGCAGCAUUGGCGCCUGCACCCUACAGACCUGCCAACGAAAUGAUGCUUCGGUCUAGCCAGUAUCGACAUCGGGUGGCAGAUCUCAUUGAUGAUUUGCACACGUGGCUGGUAUACCCAGUGUUUGAUACCUUCGACGAGAAGAGUCGUUCCGUAGUGGGAAUUAUUGUAACCGAUGUGUAUUGGAAGAUACUCCUGUCAAACCUGCUACCUUCCCACAUGAGAGGCAUUGAUUGCGUCGUGAGCAAUUCCUUUGGCCAAGAAUUCACUUAUCGCCUAAACGGCGGCGUUCCAAUACUCUUGGGCAUGGGCGACCAUCAUGACAAAAACUACGAUGAGAUGGCCGUGUCUACAGAUGUUGGUAUUUUCUUGGAAGAGCGAGCUAGUCCUGAGACGAGAGGCUUUGGUGCGGUUCCUCUCAGCAACUCCACAAGCUACAGAAUACGCGUCUAUCCAUCAAGGGAGAAUGAAUCAGCCUACUUGACACACGAGCCUCAUUUGUACACUAUCAUUGCAUCUCUCAUCUUCUCCUUCGCCUCAAUAGUCUUUCUCACAUACUCUUGUGUGGUGGACAGGCGACAAAACGUCAUGACAAGCAAGGUUGUCAAGAAGUCUGAACGGAUGGCAAAACUGGAGCAGAACAUCAAUGAAUUCUUUUCACACGAAAUCAGGAACCCUUUGGCUUCGGCCAUAACUGCAACCUCAUUCCUAGAUGCGGCGCUACAGGAACCGAAUCCAACACCAGAGUCGCAGCGUCUCGCACGGGAAGAUAUUGAAGCUGUGAAGUCCAGCCUCAACUUCAUCAACGAUUUCAUGCGUUCGAUGCUCGACAUCUACCGUGCUGCAGCAGGCCGCAUCACAGUGGAUAAGGCGCCCACAGAUGUCAAGACGGACAUUCUGGAACCAGUGGCAACCAUAAUGCGUCACCGCGGUGUUGACUAUGAUGUCCUGGUCGAAUGCCCUGACAACUUGAUCGUCAUGACUGAUCGUAUCAGGCUGACACAAAUAGUCUUGAAUUUGUCAAGGAACGCCGCAAAGUUUGUGGAGGUUGGGUACAUUAAACUGAGAGCAGGCGUCGACCCACGGACUAGCCAUGUGACGUUGUACUGCGAAGACACUGGUCCGGGUGUCUCCAAAGAGAAGCGCAGCAGACUUUUUUCAAGGUAUCAAGUGAGCUUGGACUCAUUGUCACAAGGGACGGGCAUAGGGCUGAACCUCUCCAAGCAGCUUUGCAAGAUACUAGGUGGGAACCUCUCGUUGGACGAGACAUAUCAUAGCAGUUUCCUUGAGCGACCAGGAGCUCGUUUUGUCAUAGACAUGGAAACGCCGCCAUUGGACGUUGAAGUGGCCUUCCCACUCAGUUCUGAAACUUGCGAAAUGGAGGUCGACGAAGGGGCUCCUUCGAUGACCCUUGGAUGCGAGGAUGAAACAAUCGGACCAGGUCCUCUCUUCAAAGUCGACGCUUCUUCUGACUCAACUCAACCAAGCCAACCGCAGCCACUCUUCAAAACAAACUGUCUCUCAGACUCGAAUCCAGCAUCCCAGCAACUGCGGCCACUCUUCAAAACCAGCUCUGAGCCAGACUCGAAUCCUGCAUCCCAACCACAGCCUCUGUUCAAUCCCAGCUCUGAGCCAGACCCAAAUCAAACAUCCCAAACACAGCCCCUGUUAAAUAUCAAAUCUGAUGGGUCAGUCUCCAAUGCAGCAUCCAAGCCGCAGCCACUCUUCAAAGUCGACUCUGGGUCAGACUCAAACCCAGCAUCUCUUCCAUCUUCCCAAUCACAUCCACUCUUUUUAAAAAAGCCCAGCUCUGAGCUAGACCCAAAUCAAUCAUCCCAACCACAGCAACCGUUCAAGAUCAACUCUGGAGGGUCGGAAUCAAAUGCUACUACCGACAAUAGUAGCAACCAAAAACAGACACCACGCCCUUUGGACGCCCCCAAAGCAAACCAAGAAGAACUCCCCGAAGGACUGUCGAUCCUCUUUGUAGACGACGACCCCAUGAUUCGGAAACUGACAGUAAGGGCACUGAAGAGGGUUGCGCCGGCUAGCUGGACCACCCACGAAGCUUCUAGUGGUGAAAUGGCCCUGGAGAUGUGCCACAACAAUGAUCAGGAAUACAGCAUCAUUUUUCUAGAUCAGUACAUGGCAUCUGUGACCAAAAGCCUGCUCGGCACGGAGACUGCCCAAACCAUGCGCAUCAAAGGGGUCAGAUCCAAGCUCAUUGGCUUGUCUGCUAAUGAGCUUCGUGACAACUUCCUCAUGGCAGGUGCUGACGAAUUCAUAUUAAAGCCGAUGCCUUGCAACCCUUCCAAGCUCAAGCCUUUACUGAACGGAAUCUUGGAUUUGCCCUGUAGUCGAGAAUCUGUCUCUGCAAAAGUCCAAUCUCCCUGAUACAUCAGCCGCCUCAGCCGUGCCUCCUGAUGGACCCCAACGCCAGAAACUGCAAGCCAGGAAAUCACCUGGUCCAUGUCUUGAAGAAUGACAGGAUCAGAGGGAGCACGGUACGGUAGGAGCAUGUGAAUCUUCGAAUCCACAGGGUCAUGCUCUUCUCUAUGAGGGCAAACACAUGAGCCUAAGCAGUCCUUCCAUUUCCAGCUAUUUGUUUUCCUCUACCAGUAGUGGCAACAAUGAAACAGCCAGUGUCGCACCAUUCUAACUUGGACUCCUUCAUUGUGGUUACCUAGUGGAAUAGACCAGAUUGAUGUACACAUCCUGCUGGAGGCAGAUGGGGUUCACAUCUGCAGAGGCAUCCAUUAUGAAACUGACAAAGCCAGUUGCCACCCAAGUAUUGAAUGUGGCCUGUGUCACAACAAAAUCAGUCUGGUCAUUGGUACUCGAGCAUUCCCCCCCCACCAUUGUUUUGACCCAAGUUGUUUCCAUCUUGGUCAAUUACAUCAUAGAACUCAUUGCUUGAGCCCAGAUCACCCCGGACAAAAGUUUGAACAGUCACAUCACUAGUGGCAGGCAACAGAGAAUCAAAACAAAGAUAAAGUUGUUCCUAUUCAAGGAUACAGAGAAAGUUAGUGUUGGAAACAGACCCCCAGCAAUGUAGGUGUUCACAUGUAGCUCACUUACCCCAUCUGUUGUAAUUGGGCACACAUUUGAAGUUGUAGUUGUUGAACAAGACUUGGUAGGAGCCUGGCUGGGAGUCACACUUGGUGUCAAGCUUGGACAUAUACUCUGGCUUGGUGGAAAGCUUUGGCUUGGUGGAAAGCUUAAGCUGGGUGCUGUACUGGGUGCUGGAUAUGAAUAGACCAGAUUGAUGUACAC
This is a messenger RNA of Seminavis robusta, 4575 nucleotides long. The record is from the annotation of a GenBank genome assembly. NCBI's taxonomy places the organism in Eukaryota, Bacillariophyta, Bacillariophyceae, Naviculales, Naviculaceae.